Pseudocercospora fijiensis CIRAD86 is the source of this 1149-nucleotide messenger RNA. RefSeq lists its product as uncharacterized. NCBI's taxonomy places the organism in Eukaryota, Fungi, Ascomycota, Dothideomycetes, Mycosphaerellales, Mycosphaerellaceae. The transcript has 2 exons. Gene Ontology annotation, cellular component: nucleolus; nuclear periphery; preribosome, large subunit precursor. Gene Ontology annotation, biological process: rRNA processing; ribosomal large subunit biogenesis. The coding region runs from base 1 to 1149 and encodes 382 amino acids. The record is from RefSeq and is a predicted model, not a curated record.
AUGGCGAAAACAAUGAAGCUCAAAGCUGCAUUGGAGCGAGAGAAGGGUGUCAAUCACAAGCUGGAAAAGCAGAAGAAAUUGCAAAAAGCGGCCGAGAAGCGCAAACGCCAGAAGAAAGAGUCGGACAAGUCGAAAAGGGGCAAGAAGGCGGGCAAGAGCGCAAAGAAUACUGAGGAGAGUGAGAGCGAGGCAGAAGGAUGGGAACCAGACGAUAGUGAAGAAGAUGGCCAAGCAAAUGGAGGUGUGGAGAUUGGUCCUAUGUCAGAUGAAUCCGAUUCAGAGUCAGACGAAGAAGACGAGCCUGAACAAGACGGCAGAGAAGACGAGGAGGAGGAGGAAUACGAAGACAUACCACUAUCCGACAUCGAAUCGCUGGCUUCAGAAGACAGAGCAGAUGUGAUACCGCACCAACGACUGACGAUCAACAACACCGCCGCCUUGCAACGAUCACUGAAAUCAUUCGCACUACCGUCCAGCCUACCUUUCUCCGAAGUACAGUCGGUGACCUCUGCCGAACCAGUUGAAAUCAAGGACGUGGAAGACGACCUUAACAGAGAGUUAAAAUUCUACCACCAAUGUCUUGAUGCCGUGACAGAGGCAAGAGCAAAGCUCAAGGCUGAAGGAGUGCCAUUCAGCAGGCCUACAGAUUAUUUUGCAGAGAUGGUCAAGUCAGAAGAGCAAAUGGGCAAAGUACGAGCGAAGAUGCUGGAUGAGGCUGCAAGAAAGAAAGCCAGCGCGGACGCAAGACGGCAAAGGGAUCUCAAGAAGUUUGGCAAGGCUGUCCAGGUCGCAAAGUUGCAAGAGAGACAGAAGGAGAAGCGAGAUACCAUGGACAGAAUCCAGACGCUCAAGAGGAGUAAGUCACGGUCUCAAGAAAGAUCCUUGUCAAUGUACCCUGCUAACUCUCCACAGAACGCCAAGGUGCUGACCUCACCGCCAACGAAGACGCAGAUUUCGACAUUGCGAUCGAGGAUGCGACCGAGACAGCGAAGAAGGAUAAGGCUGCGAGACGAGCAUCCGGCGACGGCCCCAAUCGAAAGCGCCAGAAGAAGGACGAGAAGUUCGGGUUUGGUGGCAAGAAGCGGUUUGCGAAGAGCAACGACGCGAAGUCGACGGGUGACGACCGUUCGUAUUCCGUCAAGAAGAUGA